GGAAUGUGUGCGAAACCAGAACAAGAAGACGAAUUAAAUUAAUCGAGAACCUGGUCAACUUAGCUCUAUUUCUGUCUCUCCAGUUUAAUUAAUUCGAUUCAAUUAUUAUUCAACCCUAAAAGCUUCAAAUAUUUGGUUGCUCACUCAAUAUUUCAGUUCGAUGAGGAUCAGACUUAAUGCAUCCGAGAAUUCCAAACAAGGUUUCUUGUUCAGAUCACUUUAGUACAGUAACGAACUGGGUUUACUUCAAAUUAUGAAAACACAUCGUGUUUUAUAUGUGGGUCUUGUUAUUUUGGUACUUGCCGUUGACUGUUCCAUUCUUGAUUUUAAGGUGAGUGUGAGUGCCAACACUGAUUUGCAAGAUUCACAAACAAAUAACAAAAAAGAUCCGAAAGAAGGUAAUAAUCUAAGUUCGGUUACUGAUUCUAGUGGGGUUGAUAAAGGGCAGAAAACCGAAGAAAAUCAAGGAGAUGAUUUGAAGGAGAAAAUUGUUGGUGACACGAAAAGUAAGGAUGAUAAAUCGGGUGACAAAUCGAAGUCCCGAAAUGAGGUUAUGAAAAAUACGAAUAGUAAUGAUUUGAACAGCCAGUCUGAGAUCAAAACAACAGAUAAUUCUGCAGAGGGCAUGGGUGAUUUGAAUGAGAAGGGGAUUGUUGAUGAUGGUAAGAAUGGCAAGAUUGUCGACAAAGAGAAAAAUGUUAAUGGAGGGAAUUCGGGGAUUGCAACGAAGGAUUCUCAUGAAGAGUGCGAUCCAUCUAACAGGUGCAUUGAUGAGGUGAACCAGUUGGUUGCUUGUAUAAGAGUACAAGGAAAUGAUAAACAAUCACUUUUUGUUCAGAAUAGAGGGAAAAUGCCUGUCACAGUUGCUAUUUCUGCUCCGGAGCAUGUUCAACUAGAGAAAGAAAUUCAACUCCAAGCAAAAGAAGACAAAAUGGUUCAAGUCUCUAUCACUCACGAAGGAAGUGACAACAUGAUUGUUUUAAAGGCCGGAAAAGGUCAUUGCAACUUGGAUAUAAAGCAUUUGAUCGCAGAAAAUUUCGGCCACAAUUCCGAUGGUUCCCGAAAUUCUAGUUACAUAAACUUCAUGACACGAACUCCUACCAUUGUUAUCUUAGCAUUUGCUGCUCUGCUGGUACUGACAUUAGGGUGGACAUGCAUUAGCUUGCGGAGGAAGCAACUAUCUAGCAGUGCCUCAAAAUAUCAAAAGCUAGAUGCUGAACUACCAGUUUCAGUUGGGGUUAAAGCAGACUCGGAACAAAAUGAUGGAUGGGAUGACAAAUGGGAUGAUGAUUGGGAUGACGAGGAAGCACCUAAGACGCCGUCAAUGCCAGUUACUCCAAGCCUCUCAUCCAAAGGUCUGGCCUCGAGGCGAUCGAGCAAGGAAGGGUGGAAAGAUUAGCAUUGGAUAGAACUCGGGGGGAAGAAAUUAGUAUCGAUAUAGUUACGUGGAGAUUAUCGAUUUUUCGGCAAGUAGUCAGUUCAAUUUUUUUCCCGGUGGAGAUGGAAUCUUAAAGAACGUUUGGCAUUUAUGCUUCAUGGUUAUAAAAUAUGGUUUUCACACUGCAUAUAGAUUAUAGGUCCUAUGUAUGUUUAUUCAAAUUUAAGUGUGUAUCUAUGAUUAUUACAUCUAAUCGAUCAGGCAUGUUACACUAAUUCAAUGAAUCAAUAUAAGUAUGGCGUGCAUUUAGUUUUAAA
Mercurialis annua (annual mercury) is the source of this 1695-nucleotide messenger RNA. RefSeq lists its product as uncharacterized. The record is from RefSeq and is a predicted model, not a curated record. The transcript has 5 exons. The coding region runs from base 254 to 1399 and encodes 381 amino acids. NCBI's taxonomy places the organism in Eukaryota, Viridiplantae, Streptophyta, Magnoliopsida, Malpighiales, Euphorbiaceae.